Messenger RNA from Chelmon rostratus (copperband butterflyfish), 2504 nucleotides. Its product is annotated as alpha-1A adrenergic receptor-like. Gene Ontology annotation, biological process: cell-cell signaling; positive regulation of cytosolic calcium ion concentration; regulation of vasoconstriction. Lineage: Eukaryota; Metazoa; Chordata; Actinopteri; Chaetodontiformes; Chaetodontidae. The record is from RefSeq and is a predicted model, not a curated record. The transcript has 2 exons. Gene Ontology annotation, molecular function: alpha1-adrenergic receptor activity. The coding region runs from base 297 to 1832 and encodes 511 amino acids. Gene Ontology annotation, cellular component: membrane.
UCAGUGCAUGGCAAAGCUGUGUGUGGUGCAGAGGAGGCAGGAGAUCACUGCUGCCCCCCUCACUUCUCCACUGAGCCUCAGGAGAGUGGAGGGAGAAGGAGUGCAUGGGGAGCGCACGGCUGCACAGAGCGUUCUCUCUCCGCGCUGAUUUGGAGACGAAACAGCAAAGACGCAGUUAAACCAUGCGGACUUAGGCCGUUUAGACCGAUUAUUUAUUUUUUGUGAAGCUCUUCCGUGAGUUGCAGUUGCAGUUACAACUGAUCUGAAACCUGCUAUGGAGGACCUCUUGAGUCAAAAUGAGUCUGAUCACUGACAAUGUCACAAACUUGUGGAAAAAUGGUUCCUCGGAACUCGAUGGGACUCUGGGACGCUCCCAGGUCAACUUUACUAACAGCUCCGGUGGGAACCACACGGAGCCCAGCGAGGUGGACCUCACCCGAGCCAUCCCGCUCGGCUUGGUCCUGGGGGCUUUCAUCGUGUUCGCCAUCGCGGGCAACAUCCUCGUCAUCCUCUCGGUGGUGUGCAACAGGCACCUGCGCACCCCGACGAACUACUUCAUCAUCAACCUGGCCAUCGCCGACCUGCUGCUGAGCACCACGGUGCUGCCGGUGUCCGCCACCCUGGAGAUCUUAGACUACUGGGUGUUCGGCAGGAUCUUCUGUGACAUCUGGGCGGCGGUGGAUGUGCUGUGCUGCACCGCGUCCAUCAUGAGCCUGUGCGUAAUAUCCAUCGACCGCUACAUCGGAGUGAGCCACCCACUGCAGUACCCGGGCAUUGUGACGGAGAAGCGGGCUCUGCUGGCCAUGCUCGGGGUGUGGGCGCUGUCGGUAGUCAUCUCCAUCGGACCUCUGUUCGGGUGGAAGCAGCCGCCGUCGCCGGACGACACAGUUUGCCCCAUCACCGAGGAGCCGUUUUACGCGCUCUUCUCCUCCCUCGGCUCCUUCUAUAUCCCUCUCGUCGUCAUUCUGGCCAUGUACUGCCGGGUGUACAUAGUCGCCAAACGGACCACUAAGAACCUGGAAGCCGGUGUGAUGCGCGAAAGGAUGAACUCCAGUGAGCUGACCCUCAGGAUCCACAAGGGUUCGCAGGUGCAGGAGGAGUCCGGCAAUUCAGCCACCGGCAAGGGCCGCGCACACCAAGCGAGAAGUUCCCUCACGGUGAAACUUCUGAAAUUCUCCCGGGAGAAGAAAGCCGCAAAAACUUUGGGAGUUGUGGUCGGCAUGUUUACGCUUUGUUGGCUGCCCUUCUUUCUCGCCUUGCCCAUAGGGUCUUUUAAUGUGAACUUGCGCCCGCCUGAUGUCCUCUUCAAAGUGAUCUUCUGGCUCGGCUACUUCAACAGCUGCCUGAACCCCAUCAUCUACCCCUGCUACAAUCGCGAGUUCAAGCUGGCCUUCAUUCGUAUCCUCAGAUGCCAGUGUCACCAGCGUAAGCGUCCUGGCUGGAAGGCCUACAAUUACCGCUCCUCCAACUUCAGCUCCUCUGGACACUCACGCAAAGGCUCAGCGGAUCACAACUCCAGCUGCUUGAACGGCAGCCAGCGUACCCUGCCUUCCUCAGCCAGUCCCAGCCCCAGCUACCUGAGCAAGGGUCUCCCACCUUGCCCCGAAGGGGAGACAUUAUACAUCUGGGGGGCCUCCACCCCAACCCCCUCCACACCCAACCUGCUGCCUGGCAGCCCUGCAGACUGCCAGCAGGGAGCGCAGAGAGGGGAGGUAAGAGGAGGGGCACCAGAUGAGGAGACGACUGGUGGUGUUUUCUCUUUCUCCUUCGGGAAGAAUCGAGGCAGGGGAGGGAUCAACAAAGAAAGCAUCGUGCCUGAUGACAAGGUGUGACUGCUGAGUCCUCCUGGGACUUGUUCAUUCCUUAUCAGGACUAAAGUCACAAACUGAGUGUGGAUGUAGGGUUUUACAGAUUUGCUGCAUUCACUGUACAUGGUCCCAUGAUCAUUCAUCAGUGGACUGUCAUUGUCAUUAGUGGUCAGUUUGAGGUGACGAUAAGAGUAUUGACUAUGCUGCUGUAUCAGACGUAUAUGGUCUAUGUUACUGUAUCUGUGGUUGACAUAGACAGGAAGGUUUCUUUCAAUGAACAGUGAGAUGUUCAAGACAAAAUCACUGUCCGCCGCCCUCUUUGGGACUGGAACACCAGUGCAUGCAUCUUGAUAAAACAAAAAAAUAAUUUAAAGGAAAAAGGACACCUUUUCAGAAAGGAACCAUACCCAACACAGCUUUCCCUUCACUGCCCUUCAGCUCCAAAUCCAUGUCUGCCCUGUAAAAAGACUGAACAUGACAAAGAACCUGACUCAUGUAAAACGUGUGAUAAGACAAAUGAUCACAUAUCUGUUGCAGUCACUUGAUUUCGUCAUGGUAUGUUGUGGAAAUAAAGUAUAACCUGGUUUAUCUGCUGUGCGCACAAUCAUCAGAUAUCAUCUUGUUUGUAUGUUUGAUGUUCAAAAAGUUCUGAAUAUCAAUAUUAAAAAUGUGAUGGAAACAUGAAUAAACAGAAUG